Molecule: messenger RNA, 1637 nt
Organism: Phalaenopsis equestris
Lineage: Eukaryota; Viridiplantae; Streptophyta; Magnoliopsida; Asparagales; Orchidaceae
Exons: 11
Coding region: 69-1637 (522 amino acids)
Biological process (GO): tRNA modification; mRNA pseudouridine synthesis
Cellular component (GO): mitochondrion
Molecular function (GO): pseudouridine synthase activity; RNA binding
Source: RefSeq, a predicted model, not a curated record
GGUGUUCCCCCAGCGGAAGUCGUGUCGUCAUUCUUCACUUCUCUGCCCGUGCCAUCGCGUCUCUUACAAUGCAGUUGACAACCUCUUGGAGGGCAUUCUCAACUCUCGUCUUCCCGCUCCCCAAACCAUCCUCCUCCCUCUUCCUCCCUGGCCUAAAACCGUACUCCUUACUCUUUUGUCCCUCCUCCUCCUCCUCCUCCACCCCUUACCCGCUUUACUACGAGCUCAUUCACUACCGCCCGGACCGCCGCCAUCCUCGCCGCCCUCUAAACUCCUCUACCCCCAUGGCCGCCGCAGACUCCGGCGAUGGAGAACCCUUCUCGUCCUCUGGCGAAGUUCCCGGCGACUCUAAACAGAUGGAUCGUGCCAAGCGCCGGUACUAUCGUAAGAGGCAGAGGCGCAUGUACGGCGACUCUGGCUCGGACUCCGACUCUGGACGUCGAUCCGAUUUUGUGGAGCUGAAGCCUGAGAUCGUCGACUUCCCUAGGCUGCACGCCCGCGAGCAGGAACUCUACUUCCACGACGCGUUUGCCUUCCCCUGGGAAAAGGAUAAACACUACCGGAUGGUGUACCAGCUCGAGAAGAAGUUUUUCCCAGAGCAAUCGUUUGACAAAGCUUUUUUCGACCCGGCGGCGGAGGUGGUGCAGCUGCCUAAGAAGGGGAAGAGCACACCUAAGAAGGAUGAGGGAGAGAAAAGGGAUGCGAGGGCUUUGGUUUUUUUUGACGAAGAGAAGGAUAAUGGGCAGGAGAAGAAGGAUAGGGGUGACAAUGUUUCAGAGAAGAAGGUGGAGGAAUUUUUCAAGUUCUUGAAGAAGGUUCCGAAUGUUCAGAGCCAAAGCGAUACUUUUAAGGAGGAUAGUGCUGAGCCGUUUCUCUCAAGCAGGGGAACGGGACUUCCUGCAAAGUGGGAUGGGCCAUCUGGAACAGUAGUGCUUGUGGACAAACCUAAAGGUUGGACUUCAUUUACUGUAUGUGGUAAACUCCGGCGCCUAGUCAAUGUGCAAAAGGUCGGGCAUGCUGGUACACUAGAUCCCAUGGCAACUGGACUUUUAAUUGUUUGUGUGGGUAAAGCCACCAAACUUGUUGAACGUUAUCAGGGCAUGGCUAAAGGUUAUAGUGGUGUUUUUCGGUUAGGAGAAGCCACAUCCACCUGGGAUGCUGAUUCUCCAGUUAUUCAACGGGAGCCAUGGGAACACAUAAAGGAUGAGGAUAUUAGAAAGGCUGCUGCAUCUUUCCGUGGGGAGAUCUGGCAAGUACCCCCCAUGUUUUCUGCCAUUAAGGUGGGUGGCCAGAAGAUGUACGAUAAAGCAAGGAGAGGGGAGAUGCUUGAGCUUUCGCCUAGGCGCGUAACAAUCUUUGAGUUUGAUAUUGAGCGCAGUCUUGAUGACAGACAAAAUCUAGUAUUUCGGGUCUCAUGCUCUAAAGGAACCUACAUCCGAUCCCUCUGUGCAGAUUUUGGAAAGGCUCUUGGCAGCUGUGCACAUUUGACUGCUCUCAGGAGGGACUUAAUAGGUGAAUAUACUGCUGAUGAUGCAUGGAGCUUCCAAGUCUUAGAAGACCAGGUAGGCCCGACUUUCCACGUGUCAGCUCGAGAUUGGAUUCCACAAGCAACUUUGCAUGCGGAGUCUUAUGAUUGA